CCCGUCCCAGCUACCCCGAGUGAUCCGUUCGUCUCUUUCGAUCCCUUCUUCUCCUUCGUUCAGACUCCGUUCUCGAACGUCUCUCUCUCUCUUUUGGGACGUUAACGUUGGUCUGGAACCAAUGGCCAACAGUCGCUAGAUCUUUCUUCUCCUUCUCUUUAUCAUUCUCUUUGUAUUCUAUUCGCCACGCGCGCUCUGGACGCUGCCUCAUCUUUGUUUCCAAGAGCCGAGCUGUUGGUUGUUUUUUUUUUCCUCGGGAGGAUAACCUUCAUACCGAAACUCCAGAUCAAAUCCACGGAAGGGAACAACGGCCAGGGGUUGUCGUUCGACCAUAACCAGAAAAAAAAAGGACAUCUAUCGUUGGUACUCUUUGACGGAGCUGAGGUCCCCCACCUUCGUCUCGCUACUCGCUUGCUAUGAGCCUACUCGUCCUUCCGUCGCUCUGAGUCUUUUGCUGUACCUCCUCACUCGUUGAUUUCGCAGGCGGAACCGGGAAUAUGAGGAUAUCUGGGAUCUUGGCCUCGCUCUGUGUGCUGGCCCGGUGCGGGACGGCAAUCGACUUGGUACUUGGGGAUGAGGACUCGGUUAAAUCCGCAGCCAGCACAAUAGCCUUUGGGCUGGUCAAGUAUUACACGGGCAAUAACACGGGCGACACUCCGGGAAACCUGCCGGACCCAUACUUCUGGUGGGAAGCGGGCGCCAUGUUCGGGACUCUGGUCGACUACUGGGCGCUCACCGGAGACGACUCGUACAACGCCAUCACCACCCAGGCGAUCCUGCACCAAGCGACCGAGAAGGGCGACUUCAUGCCGCCCAACCAGACGCGCACGCUCGGCAACGACGACCAGGGGUUCUGGGGCAUGGCAGCCAUGUCAGCGGCCGAGAACAACUUCCCCAACCCGCCCGAGGACCAGCCGCAGUGGCUGGCCCUGGCCCAGUCCCUCUUCAACCAGUACGCCUCCCGCUGGGAGGAGGCCACGUGCGGCGGCGGGCUCCGCUGGCAGAUCUUCACCUUUAACAACGGCUUCAACUACAAGAACUCCAUCUCCAACGGGUGCUUCUUCAACAUCGCCGCCCGCCUGGCCCGCUACACGGGCAACGAGACCUACGCCGAGUGGGCCGAAAAGAUCUUUGCCUGGGAGGAGUCGGUGGGACUCAUCGACGCCAACCUGACGGUGCGGGACGGCGUGCACGUCAGCCUCGAGGACGGCAGCUGCAACAGCAGGGACGAGAACCAGUGGACCUACAACGCGGGCAUCUUCCUGCACGGCGCGGCCGUCAUGUACAACCACACCAACGCCUCGGCCAUCUGGCGGGAGCGCGUCGACGGCCUGCUGGCCUCCACCACGGCCACCUUCGUCGACCCGGCCACGGGCGUGCUGGUCGAGCAGCUGUGCGAGCCCAGCGGCUUCUGCAACACGGACCAGCGCUCCUUCAAGGGCUACCUGACCCGCUGGCUGGCCGGGACCGCGCAGAUGGCGCCGCACACCCUCGACGCCGUCCGCCCGCUGCUCGAGGCCGACGCCGCCGCCGCCGCCCGUGCCUGCACCGGCGACCCCGCGCCUCCCGUGUUCCGCGGCCACCCGGGCACCGCGUGCGGGUUCCGCUGGACCACCGGCGCCUUCGACGGCUCCGCCGGCGUCGGCGAGCAGAUGAACGCCCUCUCGGCCGUCAUGUACCCCCUCGUCGUCCGGGGAGCCGCCGCCCCGCCCCUGACCGCCGACACGGGCGGUACCUCGAAGGGCAACCCCGGCGGCGGCGCCGCGCCCGCGCACGAGGAGGUCGGCAUCGGGUACGCGGAGAUCACGCUCCAGGACCGGGUCGCCGCCGGGUUCGUCACAUCGGCCCUCGCGCUCGGCGUCGUCGCCGGGUCCGCGUUUGUCAUCCUCUAAGGUUUGGCAUUAGGCAAGCCGCGUUCCUCCCCCUUCUGGUGGCUUGUCAACGUGUGGUUUUUUUUUCUGGUGUUGAUUUCUUGGGGACCUAUUUUUGAAUAUCCGGGUUUCAAUCGGACAAAAUAAUGACUGGGGCAUUCUCUGAGCAUGAACUUUUUUUCUGGCGUUUAUUUUUGGAUACCGGGGUGUCGGGUUUGGGGGGACUCUGGUUCCGUAUACGGCUGUAUCGUGAGAUCUUGCUCGUAUAGCAGAUCAAUCAUACGAAGCCGUGCUCUCGUCUUGCCUGUUGUAGCGUGAGCAUUGAUUCGAAAAUGACGAACGGUAUUUUGGGUGAAAUAGCAGCUUUUUCCUGUCCUUGAGGGUGAACACUCAGAAGAUCUAGCUGGAUCCUCAAUUGACUGGGACUGACUUUUCU
Thermothelomyces thermophilus ATCC 42464 is the source of this 2307-nucleotide messenger RNA. Its product is annotated as glycoside hydrolase family 76 protein. Lineage: Eukaryota; Fungi; Ascomycota; Sordariomycetes; Sordariales; Chaetomiaceae. Gene Ontology annotation, biological process: carbohydrate catabolic process; fungal-type cell wall biogenesis. Gene Ontology annotation, molecular function: mannan endo-1,6-alpha-mannosidase activity. The record is from RefSeq and is a predicted model, not a curated record. The coding region runs from base 498 to 1892 and encodes 464 amino acids. The transcript is spliced from 3 exons.